AUGCCGCCUGCACAAGAAAGCGAGUUGGGGUCGCAGGGAGGGAACAACAACUCCAGUGACUUUGUUCGGAAACUAUAUCGUAUGUUGGAAGAUCCAUCAGAAUCAGAUAUUGUCUGCUGGAGUGACGAUGGAACUAGUUUUAUAGUAAAGGAUAACGAUCGCUUCACCAAAGAGAUACUCCCACAACACUUCAAACAUAGCAAUUUCGCCAGCUUUGUGAGGCAGCUUAACAAGUAUGAUUUCCACAAAGUACGGAACACAGACGACAACGCCCAGUAUGGCCCGAAUGCGUGGGAAUUUCGACAUACCGAGUUUGCGAGGGGUCAGAGUCACAACUUUGAUAUUAUCAAAAGGAAAGCUCCGACAACCAGGAAACCAGCUCCUGCGGAGGCUGCCUUUGAUACCAACCAGCAUGUCGGGUUAAUGAACGAGUCUCUUCAUGCAGUGAUCCAACAGAUGCACGAGCUUCAAACUGCAAAUCACAACCUGGCGAUGGCCAAUAGGAUUCUGACAGACGAGGUUUCGGGUCAUCAGAAGUCGUUAAAGCUAUUUACCCAGUACUUUCAUGAGAUUAUGAACCAUUUGGAGAACCAGGACGAGCGGAGACGAAAAACCACGCAAGCAAAUGGUGCUUCGGGAUCGGCCCAGGGAUUCACCGCCGGCGGUAUGAGCUUGCUUCCUGGAAGCGAUGAUGAGCCAGCGCCAGAACUACGACGUGCCCGAGAAGUGCUAGAGAGCAUAACCUCGAACAUCGAUGCAUCCCGCAAUUCCAAUGCUCUUGAAAGGCUGGCGCAGCAGCAGCAUAACAACGUCGCCUCGCCACCAGACUCGACGACAUCUUCCGCGGCCCUGCUCUCCCAACAACAGGCCUUCAACAUGACAUUCACUGGGGUCGACAUAUUUACGGACCAGAAACCAAUGGUAUAUCCCGUAGGACAGACCACAGGAAUCGACCCCUUCCAUGCCGACCAUAUCAAUAAUAUUCCUUAUUCACAGCCUCCGGCUCUGGGAGCCAUCGAUGCUCCGGCCCAGGCAACACCACCGCCAACGGGAGGGAUGGCAGCUGCCGUAUGGGAGACGAAACCGUGCAUAUUACUGGUUGAGGACGACAAGGUCUGCCAGCGCAUCGGAUCCAAGUUCCUUACCCAUUUUGGCUGCGAUGUUGAGACUGCCAUGAACGGAUUUGAUGCCGUCUCCAAGUUCUCAAGUAACCCCAACAGAUAUUCGCUAAUAUUCAUGGAUAUUAUCAUGCCUGAAAUGGACGGUGUGUCAGCCACGAGCUCGAUCCGUCAACGUGGCGCCGUUAUCCCAAUCAUAGCCAUGACCUCCAACAUCCGCCAGGAGGAUAUAACAACAUAUUUCGAAUUCGGCAUGAACGAUGUUCUGGCGAAACCAUUCACCAAGGAGGGAAUGGUCAGAAUCGUCAAGAAACACUUGAGCCACAUGCUCAAGUUUUCGGCGCACUCGCACGAAGAGGACUCUGCUUUCGCGGGCGAGAUGGCUGGACAGGCACCAAGCACGGUAUCUUCAACACCAUUCACUCCGGCAGGCCCUCAAAUGAUGAUGCCUCAGUCUGUGCAAAUGCAACCGCAAAUGGCGACUCCUCCUGCGCAUGGCAUGCAGCAACAUCUGGCAGCCCAACAGCAGCCCCACCAUCAGAUCAAGUUUGAAGGGACGAGCGGGGGAACGAUACCGGCAACGCCAAUCAAGUUUGAGAGUACACAUUCCCCUGCGUCUGUAGGAACUGUCGGUUGGGGAUCGCCAAUGAUGAACCACAGCGGUGCAGCUAUGGACGGCAGCACUGGUUUCUUGGGGGCAGGAAAUGGUGGCGGGGCCAUGAACCUCGGGACCAGCGGCACACAGCAAAGGUCGCCAGCGCCAUUCAACGGCAUGAUGACGAUGUCUGGACAAGCAGGUAUGCCAGGAGGAGGACCGAUGGCGGUGCCAGGGGGCAGCCACGCCGCUCUAGGCCCCAAUUCCAUGCAUCGCCUUUCGGAGCACAUGGCACCAAACAACAUACAGAUGCGGCGCAUGAUGGAUCACCAGGAUGACCAAGCCAACAAACGUCAACGUGUACAUGCCGGAGCCUCGACUAGCUACCAUUAG
Messenger RNA from Pyricularia pennisetigena, 2106 nucleotides. RefSeq lists its product as uncharacterized. The record is from RefSeq and is a predicted model, not a curated record. Gene Ontology annotation, biological process: phosphorelay signal transduction system; regulation of DNA-templated transcription. The transcript has 7 exons. Bases 1 to 2106 code for a protein of 701 amino acids. Gene Ontology annotation, molecular function: sequence-specific DNA binding; DNA-binding transcription factor activity. Lineage: Eukaryota; Fungi; Ascomycota; Sordariomycetes; Magnaporthales; Pyriculariaceae.